Capsella rubella is the source of this 1302-nucleotide messenger RNA. Its product is annotated as 2-hydroxymuconate semialdehyde hydrolase. The transcript is spliced from 4 exons. The record is from RefSeq and is a predicted model, not a curated record. NCBI's taxonomy places the organism in Eukaryota, Viridiplantae, Streptophyta, Magnoliopsida, Brassicales, Brassicaceae. Bases 237 to 1172 code for a protein of 311 amino acids.
UGUAUGUACGGUGCAUGCAGUCAAUAAAUGCAUUUUUUGUUUUUUUCCUUUGACAUCUGUUCUAUAUACGUAGACAUAUGCAAUAAUUUCAACAAUUACUAAUACAUCUCUUUCUCUCUAUCUCUAUCUAGUUAAUUACCUCUCCCUCUCUUAAUUACUCAUUUUUAAUUUUCCUCCGGUAUCAAAAAUCUUAAUAUUGUUAUCUUGCCCUGAAAAAGGAGAAGAAAGAAAAAAACAUGGCUCCCUCGUUUCUAAGCGUCGCAAAAUUCGUUGAGGCACUACUCCGCCGGAGAUUCUCCUCCGCCGGCCUCUCUCUACAAACCAUAUCUAUCGACUCCGAAACCACCAUACAGUUCUGGGGACCACCACCACCGUCUUCAUCGUCGGAGAACACACAAAAACCGUCGCUCCUCCUCCUCCACGGUUUUGGCCCUUCCGCUGUAUGGCAGUGGAGCCAUCAGGUGAAGCCACUCUCUCAAUCCUUUCGUCUCUACGUCCCCGACCUUGUCUUCUUCGGCGGCUCCUCUUCCUCCGGCGAGAACCGCUCAGAGAUGUUUCAGGCGUUGUGCAUGGGGAAGCUCAUGGAGAAGCUAGGCGUCGAGAGAUUCAGCGUCGUUGGUACGAGCUACGGCGGGUUCGUGGCGUAUAACAUGGCCAAAAUGUUUCCGGAGAGAAUUGAGAGAGUGGUGCUUGCGAGCUCCGGGGUAAAUUUGCGGAGGAGUGACAACGAGGCGUUCAUAGCGAGGGCCAAGUGUCACGGCAUCAAGGAUGUGAUGCUUCCUUCAUCCGCGACCGAUCUCAGGAGAAUGUCUGGGAUGGUUUCUUCUAAGAAACUCAAUUAUGUUCCAGAUUUUGUCUUGAACGACUUUUGUCAGACAAUGUAUUCGGAGAAGAGAGAGAAGAAAGCAGAGCUUCUGGACGGACUGAGUAUUGGCAAGGACGACAAAACUAACGUUUCUCCGAUCCAACAGGAUGUAAUGCUGAUAUGGGGGGAGCGAGAUCAAGUUUUUCCUUUAAAAAUGGCCCAUGACCUCCUAGAGACGUUGGGGAAGAAGGCGAGGCUAAAAGUGAUACAAAAGACAUCACAUAUACCCCAAACUGAAAAGUCCAAAGAAUUUAAUGGUAUUGUCAUGUCUUUCUUAUUACCUCCCUCUCCCUCUCCAUCAUUAUAAAUGUAUAACAUCCAUAUAUAAUGAUCAACUAUUUUUUUUUCAGAUUUUAAUUAUGUUUUUGUCAAUAUUUAUAAGUUGUUUGUGUACAGUUUCAAAUUAAAUACAUUUGAGAAAAUUUGUAGCAUGAUUA